GCACAACUUGGGCAUAUGCAUUGCACUUUUCCGGUUUUUUGCAAUUUCGUUUUGAGCUUUUUUACAUACCAGAAGUAAAAAUCUUACAUUUUUUAUACAGGCCAAGACUAAUAAUAAUGUUACAACUUACAGGCAGCAUAGAAAAAUAAAAAAUGAAACAAAAAUAAUCAAAUGAAACGACCGUGGAAAUAAAUUUAGACCGCCACGCGUCUUGACGUGUCAUUACACGACUCUUUUUCUUUCUUCUUCUUUACUUUUUCCAUGGCGGUUUCGACUUUUGACCCAGUCAUAUUCAAUCAUGGCCGUUCAUUUCGAGAAACUGGUAGCCAUCACAGCGGCUGAGAGAGACCGGGAUCAUAUCUUCUCCACCUUCAGCGCUUUGAUCAGAGGAUUGGCCUUGGCGAUGGCUUCCCUUCCGGCGGCCUUGAAAUCGAAGGUGCAGCCGUGCAUCUCCGGGUACCGGUGGCUCCCGCAAAAGGUGACCCCACACCUGCACCUAAACCCAGUAAGCCCGACUCUUUUCCGGCACGUCGAACACCUGUUCGCCGGCAGCUGCACCUCCGCCUCCGCCGCCGACGCCGCCGCUAUCUUCGCCGGUGGUCCUGACGGAGAUGGAGAGAUGGAUGGUUGAGAAACCUGCGCCGGUAAUAUUGAAUCGGCCGAAUUCGUGGGUUUCGUUUGGUCCUGCUGUUUAAGGAAGAUAUCUCGGUAACAUUUGGGGCAGUAAUUCUGGGUGGCGGAGCUGCCGGAGAACCCACAAUUAUUGGCGCAUAAACGGUGCCCCUCCGAUGCUUGAAAUCCGUGCUCUUCCGCCAUGGAUCUGGAAAAGAUGGAUUCGCUGGAACAGAUUUGUGGAGAUUAUUAUGAUUGGAUUGAAGGCGAGGAAAAGAAAAGGGCUAUGUUUAGACGAUAAAAAAGCAAGAGAAGUGGGUUAGUUUUAAAGGGCGGAGGGUUGAAUUGAAAUGACAAAAAA
Cuscuta epithymum is the source of this 973-nucleotide messenger RNA. The record is from the annotation of a GenBank genome assembly. Lineage: Eukaryota; Viridiplantae; Streptophyta; Magnoliopsida; Solanales; Convolvulaceae.